Messenger RNA from Gigantopelta aegis, 1598 nucleotides. Its product is annotated as cholinesterase-like. The transcript is spliced from 3 exons. Gene Ontology annotation, biological process: acetylcholine catabolic process; choline metabolic process. Gene Ontology annotation, cellular component: plasma membrane. NCBI's taxonomy places the organism in Eukaryota, Metazoa, Mollusca, Gastropoda, Neomphalida, Peltospiridae. The record is from RefSeq and is a predicted model, not a curated record. Gene Ontology annotation, molecular function: acetylcholinesterase activity. The annotation marks the transcript as partial.
AAUGACGUCAUAGUAGCGUCUAUCAAUUAUCGUCUGGCGUCUUUUGGAUUCUUCUACACUGGAAGUGACGCUGCGCCAGGUAACCAAGGCAUGCUAGACCAGGUGUUAGGUCUAAAGUGGAUUCACGACAAUAUAGACAGAUUUGGAGGAGAUCCAAACAGGAUCACUCUGUUCGGCGAGAGUGCUGGAGCAGCUUCGGUGAACCACCAUCUACUUUCACCUCUGUCCCGGGACCUCUUUCAGUUCGCUAUCUUACAGAGUGGAGCAGCUGAAGCCAAAUGGGCAUCCGUAGAUGCGAACUCUAUGAACGCCACAUCUACAGGUCUAGCAAAACUGUUAGGAUGUCCUGCUCUUAAUAAAGCAGCCAUGAUGUCGUGCAUGUUGAAACUUGAUGCUCAGAAGAUUGUGAACAACCAUCUGUACUCGGUCACACUAUCAAACCCCGCUCCAUGGGCGCCGGUAAUCGACGGCUAUUUUCUACCAUCGCAUCCAGAACAGAUGCUUCAGCAGGGGGACGUGAAAAACACGAGUAUCAUAAUAGGGCUCAAUAAAGAUGAAGGAUCCUUGUUUAUUUUCGGUCUCUUUAACAAAACUGGGUUCAUGGAUGUUGCCAACGCUGCCGCAAAGGUAUACGGAGACAACUCCAUCGUCCCGGCUAUUGUGGACGAGUAUGAAAUGUCCACAGUGCCAUCGCUUCGUCCGAGUUACUACACUCUCACAGAAAACCUGUUCGGUGAUUUUAAUUUCAAAUGUCCAGCGACAUCCUUUGCAAAGACGUAUUCCGCGAUGGGCAACAAGGUGUUUAUGUAUAACCUGGAACACAGAUCUGCUCUGUGUCCUUUCCCUGAAAUCAUGGGCGUGCUUCAUAGCUGUGACCUGGAGCUGGUGUUUGGGCAUCCACUGAACGACAGUCUGGCGUUCACCAACGACGAUAAGAGGGUCAGUGAAGAAAUCAUGCAUUACUGGACUAGCUUUGCGAAAACAGGUGAUCCAAAUAAUGCACAAAACCAGUCAAUGUGGCCCGUGUACGACAAUACUGAAAUGAAGCACAUUGUCCUGGACAAAACCAUCUCAACUGGACAGGGUCUACGUUACAGAGAAUGCAUGUUUUGGGAGAAGACCGUGAAGCUACUGACGAAAACCAAAGUUUCCAAUGAGCGUUGUGUCACGAACCGUGCUCAACCAAUGAAAGGAAGUAUCCCAGUACUGUGUAUCCUGUUUGGACUUUUGUUCGCAGUGCAAUAUAGUGAUCAAGUACACUAUCCCAGUUGAAAAAGGACCAUUUGCAUAUACACAGUGAAACUUCUCAAAACCGGACCCUUUGUAAACGGGAAAUCCCUCAAAACAGGACGUUUUUUAUGGUCCCUUUUUAAAUAUAUGUGCAUAAUAGAACCUCUCUAAACCGGAUACCUCUUUUAACUUGACAUUUUGCUUGGUUCCGAAGGUGUCCGGUUUGGAGGAGUUUCACUGUAGUUGAUGACACGAGGUGUCCGAUACCUACACUUGAUAAUACACAAUGUUAUAUUAAUACACAAUGUUAUAUUAAUACACACUAUUAUAUUAAUACACUGUUAUAUUAAUACACACUAUUAUAUUAA